Molecule: messenger RNA, 4539 nt
Organism: Bombina bombina (fire-bellied toad)
Lineage: Eukaryota; Metazoa; Chordata; Amphibia; Anura; Bombinatoridae
Gene: PASK
Product: PAS domain containing serine/threonine kinase
Exons: 18
Coding region: 98-3523 (1141 amino acids)
Biological process (GO): intracellular signal transduction; protein phosphorylation; regulation of DNA-templated transcription
Cellular component (GO): cytosol; nucleus; cytoplasm
Molecular function (GO): protein serine/threonine kinase activity; ATP binding
Source: RefSeq, a predicted model, not a curated record
GUUUUGUUUAGGAACUGUCCAUGUUAUAUAUAUGAAGCUUGGAAGUGGUUAUGUGUCGCGUGGAGCUUGUGUUGUGAUUUAACAGAUUUGGUUGAAAAUGGCUGCUUCAGUUAUUCCACAGUCCCCCAACUCCCCACUGCACAGUAUUUCUCCACUGAGUAAAUCGUUCCCUCAAAUCCCAAGCCCUAGACCAAGACGACAUGGUGGACGAGAAAGGAGUCAUUGGAAUACAGCCAGUUUAACUGGGGAUGACUGGAGCUCUUACAGUCUAUCUUCUGUUGCCAGCCACAACUUCGGCCGAUCUCCACUGGAAACUGCUAGUGGUAUACCGACUCCAGAUGAUACCAUUCAGUCCCUGCCUUCCUAUGUGCGGAGCUCAAAUAGAGCUGUUCUCACAAUCAGUCUUAAGACCAGACAGGUCUUGAUGGCUAAUGAUAAAGCUUGUAGAUUGUUUGGAUACAGUAGUCCUGAGCUGAUUGGUAUGAAUCUGGCCAGCCUGAUUCCUGCUUCCAGUCACAGAGUUUCUGAGACCGUAGAGGAGGAUUUUAUAGAAGCCGAUAUACUUUCACGAGUUCCCGGGGAAUUGGUUGAAGCAGUAAGACAAGGAGGAGAGAUAAUUACAUUGUGUCUGUGGAUACGAAGAGUGAUGAGCCAGUGUCUUCUAUUCUUAGAGACUGUACAGAAAAUCACAGCUAGUGUGUCAUUUCAGCAGGAUGGAAAAAUUGUCUCUUGUGAUUCUGUUUGUGCACGGCUUUAUGGCUACUUGGACCCUGAAGAGCUUAUAGGGCAACACAUCACAGACCUGCUACCUUCAAUUUAUAUUCCACUUCCUGGAAAAGAAAUACCACAGAAUAUGAGACAGCAGAGAGUGGUUGGUAUAACACGUGAUGGAGCUACUUUUCCUCUAAGUCUUACUUUAAAAUUAAGUGAUGUGGAUGUAUCCCCCUUGCCAUUGGAAGAAUACACGGCAAGCGUCAGCAUUCUAUCCUCUAUCAGUGGGCGCAUUACAUUAUAUCCUGAUGGCACUAUCCAUGACUUGAAUGGAAGUUUGUCACGCUGUUUGUUUGGUUAUGAGAGGACACAAUUGUUGGAGAAGAGUAUUACCUUCUUGAUCCCUGGAUUCUUCCACUACAUGCAAAGUGCCAUGGAUGAGCCAUCUCCUCUGCUAAGCUCUGAAGAGGUGAAACUUGAGUUAUGUGCCGUGACCAGCAGUGAUGAUAAAGCUCUAGGGAAGCAUUUAAACCAAGAAACAUUUCAUGACCAGCUUAAGCAACCACAUGCGUGUUGUCUGGUACUGACUCCUCCAACACCAUCUGCAAGCGCUGUGAUCAGCCAGCCUAAAGCUUCUUCCAUAACUUCUGCAGAGCGUUGUAUCCCAAAUGUGCCUGCAUGUUGCCUCUCCCCUGGGACCCCAACACAAGAUGAGCAGUGGAAAAGGGCCCCUUCAUUGGGACCAUACAUACCACAUGAUAAUGAACCAGAUAUAGCACCUCUGAGCCACUGCUUUAGAUCAUUGAACUUGAUUGGAAGCCAUGAGGAGGAGAAUACAUUUCAUGACAACAAACUCACAGAACAGAUAUCUGUCAAGAGCCUCAUCUCCCCAUUGACACCUCCAUGCACUUCCACCAAGAACAAAGUGCAGCGUCCUUUGUCUUUGAAUGUUUCAUUUCCAAUCACGGAGCAAGUCAGCCCUUUACCUGCACCCAGGACAAUGAAUUCUGGUCCCCUUUCCACAAAUGAUGGAACAGUUUUCCUCAAAUCUGAAUCUCCAGAUCAAACCACACCCGCACAUGGCAGCUCACCUAUGCAGCCAUGUCCUCUUCCCUUAUUGCAAAGUAGUCCAGUUACUGACACAGUACAGGUUAUCCAUACACCUAGCAGCUUGGCUCUAAACAUCCUACCUGCACCUGUCCCUGUGGAUUUGAGUACACUACCUGCACAGUCUGUAGCUAAAAACAUAAUCCACAACACAGUGUGUACUUCCUGUUCUCUUGAAAUCACAGAUCGGAAUGCAGAUCUUGCACCUAUUACUGCUGGUGAUCCUUUCCCAAGCGUAUCACUAACUCGGCCUUCCACAGACACACAGUUGGAGUUACAUUUAAAAGGGGGAGACAAAUAUAAUAGAAACGGUUCUAACUCAUUGUCUGCAGAGAGAGGAGACAUAUUGUCAAGAGAAGUCCUUUCUCCAGUCACCUCUACCCCUGUUAAGGAUGAGCUUAUCCUUUCCCUUGAGUUGACAACCUGUGCCAUGACCAGCGUUGUCAGUAGAAAGGAGUUGCAGGCACCGAACAUGGCGGUUGAAAUACAAGAAGGAUUAUUUGCAGGAAGUUGUUACCACAGGGAUGGCUCAAGACUUUAUGUCCGUUUUGAGGUGCAGAAAGCUUCCCUGACCACUUCCCCCUUGUUCAAUGUCUGGGUAUUUAAAGAUCUGAUGCAGAGUCAGAGAGAAGCAAUAGCCAGGACACGUCUUCUGCUCUCUAGUUUAGCAAGCUCUUCACAGUCACUUCUGGAGCAGUCUGAGCGCAGUCUUGGAGAGCUAAUCCGUAGCAGUGCAGGUGCUGGCUACUGCACAGAAUUAGAAGAUCUGAAUACUCUUGGAGCCUGUGAUGGGCAGUAUGCCCAGGAAUAUCAGACUAUAUCCCCUCUAGGAAAAGGAGCCUUUGGCUUUGUGUGGUCAGCAAGAUGUAAGCAAGAUGCUAAAGAGGUUGUAGUAAAAUUUAUUAGCAAGGAUCGAGUGUUGGAUGACUUCUGGGUUCAAGAUCCUGAGCUUGGGAGGGUCACACAGGAAAUUUCCAUCUUGUCCAGAUUAGAGCAUCCCAAUAUUAUCAAGGUUUUGGGGAUAUUUGAGAAUGACACUUUCUUUCAGCUUGUGAUGGAGCUCCAUGGGGAAGCUCUUGAUCUCUUUGACUUUAUUGAUCAUCAGCCUAAUCUGGAUGAACCACUUGCCAGUUAUAUCUUUCGACAGUUGGUAUCAGCUGUGGGCUAUCUGCACAGUCACAGUAUUCUGCACCGGGACAUUAAGGAUGAGAACAUUAUUAUUGCACCAGACUUUACUAUUAAGCUUGUUGACUUUGGAUCUGCUGCCCAUUUACAGAAAGGAAAACUGUUUUGUACUUUCUGCGGCACUACUGAAUACUGUGCGCCUGAAGUGCUGCUUGGAAAUCCAUACCCUGGUCCAGAACUGGAGAUGUGGUCCCUUGGUGUGACUUUAUACACCCUGAUUUUUGGUGAGAAUCCUUUUUGUGAGGUUGAAGAGAUCCUGGAAGCAGAAAUAAAUCCUCCAUUCAGUGUCACACAAGAACUACAAACUCUUAUAUCUGGUCUACUUCAAAGUGAUCCCCAGACACGCAUGACUUUGGAUGAGCUUGUUCGAGAUUCCUGGGUGACGCAGCCUAUAAACCUUGCAGAAUAUACAUGGGAGGAGGUGUACCCACCUGCAAGCCUACAGAAAGGGGAAGAAGACGCUAACCAGUGCCCAUUCAGUUAUAGCACUGAUUGGAAUGUAGAGAAUCGGACAGAGUGACAGUUGGUUCAUUAGCAGAUGUUAACUUUAUGAAGAAGCAGUAUCGAGCUGUAAUACGUACACAAGAAUAAAGAGUGAAGUAAACAGUAUCUCUGCAUGAUGGUACAUGCAGUUCAGCACGGCAUCUAGAUCGUAUCUCCUCUACCAGGAUUGUCAUUCUUAAGCUAUGCCUUUACUAACUAAUGAAACUAGUUGUAAUUCACUACAGCAGCAGUGAGCUUUUGAGAACCCCUAUGGAAAAGUGUUUCAUACUUCAAUCGGUUUCAUCAUAACUGAUAUGGAGACCAAUUCAGUCUCAAAAACCUAUACCUGCAAAACACAUGCUUUGUAAUUGACUCCUGUUAGCAUUUCUAGCAUUGCCAAUAAUUUUGAAAAUGACUGUUCACAACGAAGUGCAGCUUUCUGAUAAUUAGCAAAUAUGUAAUAUUGUAUUCAUGUUAUGUCAGUCAAUAUGGUGCUCAGACUACAAGCCUGCAGGUGUACCUGUUCCAUUCACUCCUCAUAUCUCAGGACCAUAGCACCCGUUUUACACAUGUGGCAUACUCCAUGUAGUGGUGUAUCCAUACCAGAUAGAUUAGGAUGCUCAAACUUGCUAUACAUGUGCUUUGUAUAAUGUUUUUUAAAAUGACAAUAUGCAGCAAGCGCUACGCAAACUACUGGAGUUCUCUAUGCGAAAUGGCAAUCAUGUAAGACAUUUGUAAGGAAUCAAAUCUGUUAAACCCUGAUUCAGUGGACUGUAUAUGUUUUGAGAACUGUUCCUGGGACUCUCCUUUCUAGUUAAGUAUUAAGCUGUUGUGUUGAAGGUUCACAGUGGAAUUGAUAUGAAGCCGUUUUGUUUUUUAGCAACAUUGUUCUUUUUUUUUUAUCUAUUUCAGCUAUCAGAGUUUGUUACUUUUCUAUAUGUGUUGUUUUUUUAAUGUCAGCUGCUAAUGAAGGUUAUUUAUAAGUUAUUAACUGAUUUAUUGUAUCUGGACUGUAAAAUUUUUAAUACUGCUGUUAAAAUUGGUGACAAUGAA